Molecule: messenger RNA, 1893 nt
Organism: Arctia plantaginis
Lineage: Eukaryota; Metazoa; Arthropoda; Insecta; Lepidoptera; Erebidae
Source: the annotation of a GenBank genome assembly
AUGCCUGUUGAUCGUUCCCCGCCCGCGCCGGUGUCUCGACAAAUGGAGGCGCUUACGAUGCAACGCCAACGUAGCGGUUCGGAACCCAGUUUAUGCGACAAACAGGUAGAAUUGGAAACGCUUAACGUGAAUGUUCGCUCAAAACGUAAGGGUUUAGGUGACGAUCGUAAAGACGAAUUGUCCUUAUUUAUGGAUGAAAUGAAACAGUUGUUCCGGGACUUCAAAGCUGAACAAGAAAGUAAAUUCGAAAAAAUGAUUUCUACUAUGGUCGAGAUACAGAAUCAGAAUAAAGAAAUAUGCUCCUCAGCCGAAUAUCUUUCAAAAGCAUACGAUUCCCUGCUAGAACAAAUAAAGAAACUAGAAGCAGCCCGCCAAGCUAAUCUUGAACACAUUCAAACCCUGGAACAGAAACUGGAGAUAGCAGAGCGUUACACUAGAUCUACUUGCAUUGAAAUACGAAACAUGCCUGCUCCAAAACAAGAAUCGAAAGCACAAUUGCUUGAAACAAUCAUAUCGACAGCUAAAAUUCUGAAUGUGCCUUUACAGCCAUACGCAGUCAGAGAUGCUUUUCACAUCCAAAGCAAAAACCCAGAACAAAGACCGAUUAUAGGCGAUUUUACUAGUGUCAUCAUGAAAGAAAAGUUUAUUUACAUGUAUAAAGUGUUUAAAAAGUCCUCACAAUUAACAACAGAAACGCUCAAUAUGGCUGGACCGAGACAAAUUAAACACAUAACUAGACGAAUCGAGGAGGCCGCUUGCGUUGCGGAGCUCAGCGAAACCGACUUUAGUACUAUUCUAUCCUGUAAUAGUGCAGAACAAGCUGCGACAUUACUCGUUGAGACCAUCGCUGGGUGCAAGAAGUGUAAAUUGUUCUUGUCGAUCAAUAAAGACGAUGUGAUAAGGUGCAAAGGUGAAUGCAAUUCAGUUUUCCAUAGAAAGUGUGUAAAAAAUAUGAAGCAGUUUUUACAAAAGGAAUGCUGCGAAGAAUGUUCAAAGAGUGCUUUAGCUGUUUUGUCACCGAAAAUAACGGAACAAGAGGAAGACUACCGUGAGCACACCGCUAGACCCCUUGAAUGUCCGACCGCUAUGGAAGAUCUGUUGAGAGAAGUUAACAAAAAGUUGGAAAUAGUGCAUAAGAUGGAUAAAGAUUUAGAAGAUAUAAAGAAUUCAGUGAGCUUUUAUGCUGAGAAGUAUCAGGAAAUGGUUGAAUUUAAACAACAAGCAGAGAAAAAAAUGAAAAGCAUGGAGCAACAACAGGGUAUACCAGAACAAGAAGAGGUUAUCGUCAUUGGCGAUAUGAAUAUCGAUUUAAUGAAUAAGAAACAGAAUGUUAUAUCGAGCAAUUAUAAAACCACCUUGUGUGGUCACGGCCUGCAGAUGACCAUACCAACUACGACGAUAACGAGAGAAGCUAUAGUCGACGGGCAGAUACAGACGUCAUGCAUCGACCACGUGUGGGCGAGACUUAGCGACGGCGAAUCGGGAGCGAUCAGAUAUUUAAUAUCCUUGAUCGACGAAGAAGGGACAGUAAGUCGAGAUCAACUAGACAGCUACAUACAAAAGAAAAUUGACAUACGAGGAAAAGAAGACAAGGCAAGAUUUGAUCAGGGUAGAGCCAAAGUCAAAAGAUUCCAAAAGGAAGACAUCGUCUUAUUCAAGGCUAACCCUAGGUCCCAAAUUGGACUUGACCUGAAAUACCCAGAUGCUUAUGUAAUUUGGAAAAUACUACCAAACGAUCGCUAUCAAGUGAAGAAGAUAACGGGACGUGGACGCCCGAAAAAAGUAGCUCAUGACCAACUUCGGAUUGCACCCAAACCAAACGAAUGCAUAACUCAGGACGACAUGUCGGCGCAAGAUGCUCCUAACGUGACAUCAGCAAUAAAUGAAGUCUAG